Molecule: messenger RNA, 1764 nt
Organism: Corylus avellana
Lineage: Eukaryota; Viridiplantae; Streptophyta; Magnoliopsida; Fagales; Betulaceae
Product: laccase-14-like
Biological process (GO): lignin catabolic process
Cellular component (GO): apoplast
Molecular function (GO): hydroquinone:oxygen oxidoreductase activity; copper ion binding
Source: RefSeq, a predicted model, not a curated record
AUGGGUCUCUUCUCAAAACUCAUCUGGCUUGCUUGUCUCACUGCCUCGUUCUUUUGCAUGGUUCGAGGUGAUGCACAUCAUUACGACUUCCUUCUACGGGAGAAAAAUUUUAUGAGGUUGUGUAGCACGAAAAGCAUGCUCGUCGUAAAUGAUAGUUUUCCGGGACCGGUAAUCUAUGUUCAUAAAGGGGAUACUGUGUUUGUUAAUGUUCACAAUCAAGGAAAUUAUGGUGUUACAAUUCACUGGCACGGAAUCAAACAACCGAGAAACCCAUGGUCAGAUGGUCCAGAGUAUAUCACACAGUGUCCAAUCGAACCAGGUUCGAACUUCACGUACGAGGUCAUUCUAAGUACUGAGGAAGGAACUCUUUGGUGGCAUGCUCAUAGCGACUGGACCAGAUCCAGUGUUCAUGGCGCCAUUGUUAUUUAUCCCAUUGAAGGAAUGACUUAUCCAUAUCCAAAGCCCGACGAUGAAGAAAUUUUCGUACUCGGAUCUUGGUAUAUCGAAGACAUUAACUCGUUAGUUGCCGAGGACCUAGAAACCGGAGCAGACACUCCGCGGUCAAAUUCUUAUGUCAUCAACGGCCAACCGGGAGACUUAUUACCAUGCUCUCAAGAAUCAACGUACCGUUGGGUGGUUGAUUAUGAGAAGACAUAUCUUGUCCGGAUAGUUAAUGCAGCCAUGAAUGCAGAACUCUUCUUUGGAAUUGCUAACCACAGCCUCACAGUUGUCGGGAUGGAUGGGAACUACGUAAAACCCAUUCUCAGCGAUUAUUUAGUGUUGAGCCCCGGACAAACCAUGGACGUCUUGCUAACAACAAACCAAUCUUUGAGCCACUACUACGUUGCCAUAAGACAAUAUGACAGCGCCAGGCCAGAUGUUACAAACUACGAUCAAACAAAUGCUACAGCAAUUCUUAUGUACAGUGGCAACUAUACUGCCCCAAAUUAUCCAACCUAUCCUUCCACCCUUCCUUCCUAUGAGGACUUUCGUUCUGCCGACAGAUUUUUGGACCGCCUUAGGAGCUUAGCAAGCACAGAUCACCCAGUAAACGUCCCACUGAAUGUAACUACCAAAAUGUAUAUCACAGUUUCUAUGAACCAGAUUCUCUGUCCAAAUGAAUCAUGUGCUGGGAUAAAUGGAAAUAAGCUUUCUUCAAGCUUAAACAACAUAAGUUUUGUCAACCCGACUACUGAUGUAUUGCAGGCCUAUUACAGGAACUUGAGUGGAGUUUACACCACAGAUUUUCCAAACUGGCCUCCAUCUUUGUUCAACUUCACUCAGGAUGAUUUGCCGUUCAAUACUACAGUGCCGAUUCAGGGGACCAAAACUAAGGUGUUAAACUAUAAUGAAGAGGUGGAAAUAACUUUUCAAGGGACUGAGGUAUUGAAUGCUUCAGAGAAUCAUCCAAUGCACAUGCAUGGGUAUAGCUUUUACGUGGUUGGAUCAGGUUAUGGCAAUUUCAAUGAUUCGAUUGACCCCCAAACCUAUAACUUGGUCGAUCCACUUGAAGUGGCUACUAUAGGAGUCCCAAAGAAUGGAUGGGUUACCAUCAGAUUCAAAGCAAGUAAUCCUGGUGUAUGGUUUUGGCACUGCCAUUUUGAUCGACAUCUUAGCUGGGGCAUGAAUACUGUAAUGAUAGUGAAGAAUGGUGACACACCUGAGACAAGUAUCCCCCCGCCCCCUGCUAAUAUGCCCACUUGUAAAGGACCAUACCUCACUUGGAUCGAAGACUUUGAUGAUUCUAAUGGAGAAGUUAAUUAA